Suncus etruscus (white-toothed pygmy shrew) is the source of this 1096-nucleotide messenger RNA. RefSeq names its product leukocyte surface antigen CD47-like. Gene Ontology annotation, biological process: positive regulation of inflammatory response; positive regulation of phagocytosis; positive regulation of cell-cell adhesion. The record is from RefSeq and is a predicted model, not a curated record. Gene Ontology annotation, molecular function: thrombospondin receptor activity. The transcript has a single exon. Gene Ontology annotation, cellular component: plasma membrane; extracellular exosome. NCBI's taxonomy places the organism in Eukaryota, Metazoa, Chordata, Mammalia, Eulipotyphla, Soricidae. The coding region runs from base 30 to 950 and encodes 306 amino acids.
CUUGGGGGACCCGUCUUUGGGGCUCGGAGAUGCGGCCGCAGGUGGCCUUGCUGCUGCUGCUGGGCUCUGCUUGCUGCGGUUCAGCUCAGCUAAUCUUUAAUACGACCAAAUCUGUAGAAUACACCAUUUGCAAUGAAACUGUUGUCAUCCCCUGCAUCGUUAUUAAUGGGGGGGCAGAGGACAUUGCUGAGCUGUAUGUCAAGUGGAAACUUAAAGGCCAAUACAUUUUGAACUUUGAUGGAGAGAAGCAGAAGCUAUAUACCCACCCUGAAUUUCCGAGUGCAAGGAUCUCACAAGCAGAUCUGCUGAAAGGUAUUGCCUCCUUGAAGAUGAAUAGAAAUGAGACCGUUGUGGGAAACUACACUUGUGAAGUAACGGAAUUAACCCGAGAAGGCGAAACCAUCAUAGAAUUAAAAUACCGUGUUGUGUCAUGGUUUUCUCCAAAUGAAAAUAUUCUAGUUGUGAUUUUCCCAAUUUUGGCUAUACUUCUAUCCUGGGGACAGUUUGGUAUUAUGACACUGAAAUAUAAAUCCAGCAACACAAAGGAGAAAACCAUUCUUUUAUUUGUUGCUGGCCUAGUGCUCACUGCCGUCGUCGUCGUGGGAGCCUUUCUUUUUGCCUCAGGUGAAUACUCAGCAAAAAAUGCUUCUGGACUUGGUUUAAUUGUAAUUCCUACAGCGAUAUUAAUAUUACUUCAGUACUGUGUGUUCAUGAUAGCUAUCGGCAUGUCCUCCUUUACCAUCCUUUACCAUAUAUUGAUCCUCCAGGGGCUGGGCUAUGUGCUCUCUUUGAUUGGACUGAGCCUCUGCGUCUCAGAGUGCACUCCAGUUCAUGGUCCACUUCUGAUUUCAGGUUUGGGUAUUAUAGCUCUAGCAGAAUUACUUGGAUUAGUAUAUAUGACAUUUGUUGCUUCCAAUCAGAAAACUUUACAACCUCCUGGGAGUAACUGAAGUGAUGAACUCUUAUUGGAGAUGAGUAAGAUGUGAAAGGAAUACACUUGUAUUUAAGCAUCAUGGCUUAGAAUUACUGUUUGAGAGAAGACAACAAGAAACAUAAUUGACUUUUUUGAGUAUGGGAGAAAUAUAUCAUUGACCCU